Messenger RNA from Pelecanus crispus (Dalmatian pelican), 373 nucleotides. The record is from RefSeq and is a predicted model, not a curated record. NCBI's taxonomy places the organism in Eukaryota, Metazoa, Chordata, Aves, Pelecaniformes, Pelecanidae.
CAGUCAGAUGACCAGUUAUGGAAAGAGGUGGACUGGUGUAUGGAACAGCUGGAACUUGGCCUGAAGACACAGAAAUCCACUCCAAAACAGGUUGAGGAGGCUCUCCGUGCGAUCAAGACACUGCGCAAUGACAAGGCGCCGCUGGUGAAGAAGCGUCAGCUCAUGAGAUCCAUGUUUGGAGACUAUAGAAAGAAGAUGGAGGAGGAGCGAUGCAAAGAGCUGAAGCUCAUGGAAAUGGCUGCGAAAUCUGCCAGGGUCAUGGAAGUGAAGGGAAACAUCCGCAAUAAGAACUGCCAGUUCAUCCGGAAGUGCUCAGGAGCUUGCGGGAAAAGCCAAGGGUCAGCAGGAUCCCCUUCAGAGUCACCCAGGACAU